UGGAACGUAACUCGAGUGUAUACAAUCUGACUGGACCAGGAAGUAACAUACAACUCGCUGUAAAUUCUCAAUACAUGGAAAUAAUAAUAUAAUUUUCACGUGUUUUUGGAAUGGAGCGAGAGACGUGGACAGUAUCGGCUCUUAAAGCCCUCAGAUAUGACAGUAAUCUCUGUAUGACACGGUGUGAAUGUGAUGAACUUCCAUGUCCACUGAUUUCCUGGUUGGUGAUGGAGCUGAGAAAAAGCUGUCCAGAACUUGGAGGAAACAGUGGCACGGUUCUGGCUGGGGAACUGAAAGAGAUCUUGAAAGUCACCGUGUACCCUUAUGACACGCUCAGCGCAGAGACUCUGACCCCCGUUCAUCUCAAAAGGAUAACAGAGUUCCUUGUGUCCGAGUUACAAGCAGCACAUAUGCUGAAGUACAAAGAGUGCAAUCCGGAAGACUCUGAGCCUCUGAGUGAGUCAGGCAAAGAGCAACGACGGAGAAAAUCGAUUACAGAUACUGACAAUGAGACUCCGUUAGAUGACAAAGAAGUAAUGAAGGAAUUGUCAGCGCUGUUUAAGGCCCUGGAUAUGGAUCCAGCCUCACAGUUCAGUGAUGUCUACUCACAGGUGGAGUUACAACUAGCGUCGCUCCCAGAGGGUGAAGUGCAAAAGCCGUUGCUAAAGACAAAUCUGAAUUCUACACAAUGGAGCGCUCUGAAUCAGAUUAACCAAGCUCUCUGCAAGGACUACAAGUCCCGUCGGCAGAUGAUGAUCAAACGCUUCCACGUCACACUCCAGUCGUUUGCAUGGGGAGAGCGAGGAAAGGAGCGCAGUGCUCUGAUGUCCACUAUACCCAUGUUUCCACUGUCGCUCGAGUCUUCUUUUUCCAUUGCGCUGUUACUAGCAGCUCGAGAAGAUCAGUCUUGCAUUCUGCCCGUGACUGCAGGACCAUCAACAGCCAUUCACAAGAUGCUGAUGGGUAGCGUGCCAGAUAGAGGAGGUCGACCCGGAGAGAUCGAACCUCCCAUGCCAUCUUUCACUCGCCGUAGUGAAGGAGGUGAUGGUCAGAGACGUGAAAAGAAUAAAUUCAAGAGACGGGAGCACUCUGGGAAAAAAGCAAAAAACAAGAAUAGAUAGCAACCUUGUGUAAUAAUCAGAAUAAUUGCAGGCUGUUAUGUUGUAUACAAUCUAAUAUUCUGCCUGUUUAACUGACUACAUAUAAAUGUGCACUAUGGAGAUUUAUACUACAAUUUUCUUCAAUGUUUGAGCUGUUAUAUUGUUAUAUACAAAUUUAAACACUAUAAUUUAAUUCAUUUAAGAACUAUUAUAUUUUACCAUGUGACAUUUCUGACAUUGCACUAUGUUGUAAUACUUUAAUUUGGCCCAGGAAGGGAAAAUCAUGGAUUAUUCUUAAACGUAAUCCUGCUGUCUUUAUUUAUUUAGCAAUAUCACUGACAUGCAAGUGUCCAUUCAGUUUAAAAUUUCAUUUCAGUCUUGCAAUGAGAAUGUUAUAAGCAAGUGGAAACCGGCUACUAAGAGAGCAAGUCCAAGCCUACUUUUUUUGUUUGUUUAUUUAAUUUUUAUUAUAAGGGAAAUAUCCUAUUCAGCUGUAGGCAUGUUUUAUUUAAAGUCCUGUUUCUAGAUUUCUUGCUUUUUUUUUAUUAGUGUAAAGAAAAGAGGAGUUUCUGUGGUUGUGGUGUUGAAAUGGUUAAAGGGAAUGUUUGGUCUGGUCACCAAGGGCAACCUGUCUAAAUAAAACCAGCAGCAACUUUCCAAUGUCA
Messenger RNA from Tachysurus vachellii, 1765 nucleotides. RefSeq lists its product as uncharacterized. Lineage: Eukaryota; Metazoa; Chordata; Actinopteri; Siluriformes; Bagridae. The record is from RefSeq and is a predicted model, not a curated record. The coding region runs from base 111 to 1121 and encodes 336 amino acids. Gene Ontology annotation, cellular component: tRNA-splicing ligase complex. The transcript has 8 exons.